CUUUCUUUAUUUAAUUUGAAAGAAUUUAAACUUUAUUCAUUGAGUCCAUUCGAAGCAUGGACUCCCGGAAAAAGGUACAAUGCCAAGCGCCAACAUCAGUACCUGUGCCCCUGGUAAUACCCAAGAAUUCUGUGAUAGAAACCUGUGGAAUAAGCCGAGGCAGCACAGAACCUAUUCAGGCCAGAGUUAAGGUCAUGGAACAGAUUGGCAGUGGAUCUUUUGGGCUUGUUUACAGGGCUCGUUUAGAUGGCAUAAAGGAACCAGUGGCACUAAAACAAAUCCCCCACGAUCCGCAGUUUUGUCAACGGGAGGCCGAGAUCUUGGACCAGCUGGUGGACCACUCUAACAUCGUUCGACUUAUUAUGCACUCAUGUGUGGAAUUAGGCAACCCUCCGCAAAGCUGCUAUAUCCUCAUCAUGGAGUUCAUGCCUAUGACUCUGCACGACUACAUCAACCGUCAUCAGAGUCAGAUGCACUACUCCGACUCACUUCUCUAUGUGCGGAUUCUUUCAUAUCAGAUCUUUCGAGGAUUAGGACAUCUUCACACUCUGGGCAUCUGCCAUAGGGACAUAAAGCCGGAAAAUCUCCUUUUGGACAACAGAAGAAUGGUGCUUAAGUUGGGUGACUUUGGCAGCGCCAAGUUUUUGGUACCUCAGGAACCUAGUUUAAGUUACAUUUGUUCCAGACUGUACCGUGCCCCUGAACUGUUUGCCAAAUGCGAGCUCUAUAGUUGCUCGGUGGAUAUAUGGAGUGCGGGCUGCGUUUUGGCGGAACUUCUAAAGGGAUCUCCUUUAUUUAUGAGUAUCAUUCACGAAGAAAAUCAGCUUGGGCAUAUCAUUAAUACUCUAGGCACAGAGGGCUUGGAACGAGCUCCGGAAAUCCUCUCUCAUUGCGGUGAUAUAAGAAACAUAAUUUCAACCCGCCCCAGUUGGGAUAUAUUACUGCAUACGGUUGUGCCGCAGGAUCUGUCGGAUCUGCUGAACUCUUGUUUGGUCUACGAGUCUGCAGGCCGCAUACUACCCAUAGUAGCAUGUGCCCAUCCCAGUUUCGAUGAACUACGUGUCAUGGACACCCUUGAUCGCCGAAUGCCUAACGGUCGUAAGCUUCCACCCCUCUUCAACUUUAGCGAUCAGGAAUUGGGCAUAGACCAAAACCUUUGGUUGCAUCUCCUGCCACUUUAUUUGAUGGACUAAAACCCGAAUGCA
Molecule: messenger RNA, 1205 nt
Organism: Drosophila bipectinata
Lineage: Eukaryota; Metazoa; Arthropoda; Insecta; Diptera; Drosophilidae
Gene: Pk34A
Product: Protein kinase at 34A
Biological process (GO): negative regulation of canonical Wnt signaling pathway; signal transduction; protein phosphorylation
Cellular component (GO): cytoplasm; axon; cytosol
Molecular function (GO): ATP binding; protein serine/threonine kinase activity
Source: RefSeq, a predicted model, not a curated record